Hydatigera taeniaeformis is the source of this 1211-nucleotide messenger RNA. NCBI's taxonomy places the organism in Eukaryota, Metazoa, Platyhelminthes, Cestoda, Cyclophyllidea, Taeniidae. The record is from the annotation of a GenBank genome assembly.
GAAACAAGAGACAAGAAUUUCAGAUUCAUCUGAGGAGUCAUUACGACUACCAAUGCCCGAAAUGUGACUAUACUUCGCGUACCGAGGGUCGCCUUCGGCGACACAUAGAGGGAUUCCACUCGGCCGUACCUCCGGAAAAUUUUUCGGGCAAGUCUUCGAAACAUUCGAGUAAAAUGAGGCUUCAACGAUGCAAGCAGUGCGACUACGUGGCUGAAACAAAAAGUGGAUUAAGGUUCUCCUGGCAACUAGGCGACAUGGGGAGAGUGGAGCGAGUGGAUGCACUGGAUAAAGGGGAGAAAGAGAGGAAGAGAUGGUUUGUGUCAGGCACCGAGACAGACUAUUGGCAGCACCAGCGAACUCACAUAAAGGUGGACCGACAGUUGCAAUGCACACAGUGUCCAUUCGUCACAGAAUACCGACACCAUCUUGAAUAUCACAUUCGCAAUCACCUGGGUUCGAAGCCCUACAAAUGCUCCAAGUGUAACUACGAGUGUGUCAACAAGUCUAUGCUAAACAGCCACAUGAAAUCGCAUACAAACGUGUAUCAGUACCGCUGCGCUGACUGCAACUACGCAACAAAGUACUGCCACAGUCUGAAGAUGCAUCUCACCAAGCACAAACACACACAAGCUGUGGUUCUAAACGUGGAUGGAAGUCUGCCAGAAAGGGCAAACGCUCUGGCGCUUAAACCAGACCGAGUAGCUCCAUCAAUCAGUCAACCUUCUCCUCUUCCUUCUACGCCAGUUCUACCCUUCUUUCUUCCCCCUCCACUCAACCCCCAACCUGAGGUACCUUCUGGCAAGUCGCAGGAAAACCUUGCUUUGAUGACUGCUUUCGUGCUCUCCAUGCAGCAGCAAGCCUUCCCGCAGACUUCAUUAUCAUCAUCAUCAUCCUUUCCAGCACUUCUCAACUUGCCAGUUAGACCCACUGCACCACCACUGUUUGUGACAGAGGAUGAUGUACUGGAUCUCUCAGCCCCCAAACCGGAAGCUAGGGUGCAGGCGGAAAAUGUUCAUACUUCUGCUUCCGCAAAAUAUGAAUGUAGCUUUUGUGAAAUUAUAUUUAAGAACGAAACCCUCUUUGAACUGCACAAGCAAUUCCAUGAUCCCAAAGAUCCCUUUCGUUGUAAACGAUGCAAUGUUCGUUGCCAAGACUCAGUGGACUUCUUUAACCACAUCAAUGAGAAGGAGCACGGUGGGAGCAGUGUAUGA